CCUCCACGAAUCAUCUGGUGUUGGGGGAAAACUGUGAUUUAAUUCAGUUGUGCCAAUGGUUUUUCUGGUGACUAUUCAAAAAUAACUAGAAUUCAAGGCGAAACUAACCUUGACUGAAGAGAGACAGACGGAUUUUAAAAAACGCCAACGGACCCUGCCUGCCGACUAGUCAGGGGUCGUCGUCCCGAGCAACUCUCGACUUUUCAGUAAAACUAAUCUAUCACAAGCGUAAAUGAAUUCUAGUUGAUGAAUGCUGUACAUUACUAGCCAAAUUAUCUGCACAGACUCCAGUAUUAGUUGAUAUUUAUUCGAAAUUGUGAUAAGUGGUGAUUUCGUGAGUGGUGGAGGUGAGAAUGGAGCGAAUGCAGUUGACACCCUGUAAGACCGUGGAGGAGCAUGCACCCGCGUCCCCCAGGAGUCCCCACAAGACCCCCAGCAGACAGGAUGUUGGAAAGGACAGGCACACCACGUACCACGCGACAGCCACAGGCUUUACCCUCAUCCCCAACCACAUGACUCCACCCUCGGGGAUCACCAGGUUCAUGGCCAGGAAUCCCUUCGAUGCAGAUCUCACGAAUCGCUUGCAUCUGUCCGUCAUCAGUCCGACGAUAUUCAGCAAGGUUUCCCCCAAGAUGCAAGGCUCCCCAGCAUUCGCCUGGACCAUUGACGAGCUGGCAAUCAUGACCCCAGCAAUGAUCGAUGAAUUCCCUGUGCAGCAGAACCACUGCACAGAUCCUGAGGUGGAAAUCCACGCGCAAAAAGCCAUCGACAAGUUCUUCAGUGAACCACAAAUACACCCGAGCCCCUGGAAUUUGAGGAAGGAGACUCAACCCCUAAUGGUGAUGACUCCAACGACUAGACCAGUGGAGGCCUUGGGUACCAGUAGAGUAUCUCCAAUCGGCAUGAAAGACUGCGCAACCCAGACAGUAUUAACCCUCCCCCCAGUUCUCCCCAAGGACCUCGAAGAGGCCCUGAAGCCCUACUUCACCUUCACCCAAGACCAAAGCACACCUCCCGAUACCGACGACGCAAACUCCAGCAACAACUCCCUCCGUCGAAAGCUCUUCUUCACCCACGACGAGUCCAGCGAGGACGAGGACGACGGACCCUUCGUCCUCUCCCCCCUGAAGAGCACCUCGAGCCCACCCCAGAGUGGAAUGUUCGUGCAUGGGACCCCCCUCCGAGGACGUCCCUACAGCAUGCAGCGAAACCACGGCACCCCCUACACAAACUCCAAGAAUCUCUCCCCCCUGAACAUGUCUCCAAUCUGCAAUCCCACGCUGGACAUGUCAUGCCAGAGUAUUCAGUCUCGACGUCGUUCUGUGGCUCGUCUGGACUUCACGACAUUCAUGAGUAUAGAUGUCUCUUCAUCCGAGGAGAAGGACGCCCAGCAGACCCCGACGUCAACCCACCCAGAGACCAUCUUCGAGGAGAGCCUGGAGUCGAAGAGGCCAGAGGAUCAGGUCAACAAAAACGACACGAUUGAGAUGGUGUCACUCCUCCAGGAGUCGACCCCCUUCAACCCAGCGAUUCCCAUCACGAUCGAAGUGAGUAAGAUCGACAGAGUGAAAGAGACUGUCGACUGGUACAGGAACACCUCCAGCGAGAGCCUCGGUGGACAGAAGCAUGGGAACACUCUCAUAAGGUCUAAUUACUCGGAGCAGAGCAGUGCCUUCAACUUUGCUCAGGACACUGGGUAUCAGACCUACAGCAUGAAUAACACCUCUGACAAUCGCAGUAUUACUCCGUUGAAAAAACAAAACAAUUGGAGUGAGAGGAUCACUGCUAUCAGCGAGAUUGAUGAGGUGAAGUCCACCAAUUGGCAGGAGAACAUUGAGAAUAUGUACAGUUCUACUCCCUCAAAGUACGGUCGACAGAGAAAUAAUUGAGGGGAGGGAAAUAUAAUUGCUCAAAUAGUUGUGUGUGUGGGGAUUUUUGAAGAAAGUGAAGUGGUAAAACGUUACGGAAUGGAAUAAAUUGAUUAUCUUGAGAAUGAAUGGGUUCAAGAGUGAAUGUUGAAGAACAUUCAGCUAUACAAUGAUCUUUGACAUUUUCUCUUGAAGUGGUUCCCUCGACGAAUCCCAUCUUUGAUGAAUAGACCAUCUUCGAAAUAAUUGAGGAGAGGGGAACAUAAUUGCUCAAAUACCUGUGUGUGAGGGGAAUUUUGAAGAGAGUGAAGUGGUAAACAAUGUCUUCAUAUCUUAUGAAAUGUCGAAUUAUUCUGAGAAUGAAUGAUUUUAGAGAAAAAUGCCAGAAGACAUUUUUUGUUGGAAACUUUGUUAGCAUAAAAAUACCUUUUUAGAUUUUUUCUUGGAAUCACGCAUUACCGACAUAAUUGAACAAUUAAUCAAUGACAAAAAGGGUCGUGGAAAUAUUCCAUCGUCAAUCAAUUUAUAAAUAAGGAAUUAUCUCAAGAAUUAAUGAUUUCCGGGAAAAAUGUCAAAAAGUGGCUUUUGAUUAUCUUUGAAUUUUAUUUUCCCCUGAAAUAAUUUCGUGCAAAUGUCGGGAUUGAGUCAGUACGAUUCACCAGUAGAUGAAUGAACACCGAAUGAUAACACGAGAAAAUGUGUAAAGAUUAUUUUGGGGUGAAUAAUAUGUGCAAUUCUGUGAGAUUGACGAGAAGAAAUGGUUGGCCGUACUGCUAUGAUUUUAGUCAUUAUUAUUACUCUAUUCUGAUGGAGCCAACGAGGAGGAAAUUGUGAUAUUCAGCCCCAUGCGAAGAUACGAAUGACAUCACUUAUUUUACGAGUUAAAUACGAGCACAAUUAACAUCCUGAAUGAUUUCACUUUCAUAUGUGCUGGACUGAUGAAAUAAUAAAAAUUUUCAUAGAUACUUCGGCGAAUUUAGGUAGUACUGAAGAGACUGCUACAUAAUGUUAUUUUUCUAUUCGGCAGUGGCGGUAACGAGUGAAUUGAAGAAUACGUUUUUAUGCCUUUUAUACUCUUUUUUAUAGUGACAUGCGAAUAAAUAGAAUGAAAAUAUUGAAUUCUUUCUUCUGUGGUUGUAAUUAUAGACCUGUUGUUAAAAUUG
Molecule: messenger RNA, 3031 nt
Organism: Diachasma alloeum
Lineage: Eukaryota; Metazoa; Arthropoda; Insecta; Hymenoptera; Braconidae
Gene: bora
Product: protein aurora borealis
Exons: 3
Coding region: 354-1889 (511 amino acids)
Biological process (GO): activation of protein kinase activity; regulation of mitotic spindle organization; regulation of mitotic nuclear division
Cellular component (GO): nucleus; cytoplasm
Molecular function (GO): protein kinase binding
Source: RefSeq, a predicted model, not a curated record